AUGCAGAAAGAAUACGUUGCUAUGAACCUCCGGUGCGCAUUGUUGUUCGCAUAUUUCGCCGCGGCGGAGGUCUGGGCAAGGUACGAGGAAUGGACGCCGAGCUUUCACUGGACGGAGAAAAUGAAAAUGAAAAACCCGGAAAACAGCCCUUACUUCAACUACCCAGGUCUUGGGCCUCUGCAAGAUGCAUGGAAGGUCCUAGAAGAAACGUCAAAUAAUACGUACUUUUUGUUGUUUCGCAACGACGCUCCCGUUUUUGAUAAAUGUAUCUCCACAACAGCAAAUAUCACAGACAAAACGAAGAAAACCGCAAAUUACACAAUAAUGAGUUACGAUACGAAAAAAAGGCAAUACGAGAAUAUGACAAUACAAGUGAGAGCUCUGAAUCAAACUGACUACCCGCUUGAAAACGUUAUAAGGGUAAACCUCAAAGCAGGAAAACUACCAAAUGCUACUCCGGUUCCCCCAGGAAGCUACACGUACGCUGAGUAUGACAACUACACCUGCUAUUCCAGAACUACUCCCUUUCCUGAUAGGGGAAAUGCUGUAAAUCCUCAUCUGAGUGCACGGGCCUACGCUGAUUCUACGAAGAAUGUUCUAAAUAGAUUGCUCCCCUUUCCGGAAAGUGGUGACUAUGCUGACAUGUAUGUCGUAUACAACGAGCCGCAAUGUUAUAUCCUUAGGAGUCCCGCAGCCGAAGGAGGAUGCGACUUGUGGCUGCGAAAAACUGAUUUGAAAAGAAUAGUGGAGGACGUGGAAGAUCAGAUUGAAAAUAAAGUAAAGGAACUGGCGGAGCAAAAUAAGGACAUAUUGGGAUUCGAGAAAAACUGCAUUUUGACGAAAGAUGAUGAAGAAAUUCUAAACGAUUACGUACAAGAUGACAUUGAAAGAUGGUUCCAAGGGAUCGCAUGGAAACAGAUUUCCCUCGACUGCGUUCUCGCCUUCAUGAUAACCUGUGGAGUGCCCGUAUUUCGAGCUUACAAUCCGAUAACCUGUAAUACCACACUAACAGGGCAAUAA
This is a messenger RNA of Ixodes scapularis (black-legged tick), 1020 nucleotides long. RefSeq lists its product as uncharacterized. The record is from RefSeq and is a predicted model, not a curated record. Gene Ontology annotation, molecular function: amine binding. NCBI's taxonomy places the organism in Eukaryota, Metazoa, Arthropoda, Arachnida, Ixodida, Ixodidae. Gene Ontology annotation, biological process: symbiont-mediated perturbation of host defenses. The coding region runs from base 1 to 1020 and encodes 339 amino acids. The transcript is spliced from 7 exons.